Molecule: messenger RNA, 9832 nt
Organism: Xyrichtys novacula (pearly razorfish)
Lineage: Eukaryota; Metazoa; Chordata; Actinopteri; Labriformes; Labridae
Source: the annotation of a GenBank genome assembly
AUGAAGGAAAACAGUGUGCCCCGGAUUCUUGUGAUAAUUCUGUGCACCCUGGUUUUUGUGGUUUUGUUAAUCAUCAAUGCUCUGGCUGGAGCCGGCAAAGGUAAGUUCGAAGAACGUUACACAAUUUUAUGAUCCCCUGUUAGAGCUAACGUCAAUGUAGGGUAAACCCUCAGAUAGUCUGCCUUUUUGUGUGUGUGUUUUUUAACAACGAACUCUGUUUUUUGUACGAUUGGUUUCAUAUUCGUGAUUUUUUUUCUCACCAAACUCAACAGCUGUGUUUUCGGUGCUUAUGAAACAACACUACUGGGAGACUCCCAGUUCACGAAGCGCUGCAUUGAACGCAUCAACUCGUUGCGCUGUUUCCCAAAACAGUGAAGUAGUUUUCCCAUCACGCUGGACGUGUAGUUAUCAGGAGGAAUGAGGAACCAUAUACACUGGUUGCAUAAAUCAACAGAAAAACAAAAAUCAUCGCGGAAAAGUAGAUUCACCCAGUAGAGAAAGGGCUUUGAAGAUAAUGAGAGGAUCGAAAUGAUGUACAUAGUUAAAAGGAAGGUUAAAUGUAGAAAAAUAAGUUGUAAUAUCUGUUCUCUGUCCUUCUUGGUUUCAAUUCUUGUAUGUUGGCUGCUUUCAAUACAUCAAAAUAUUUAAACGACAGCAGGGUCCUAUUAAAAACUAUCAUGCAUGUCUUUCUAAAUAACUACUUUCAGAUAAAGACACAAAGAGAGAGAGAGAGUCAGAUGACGUAAAGAACAGUCAAAGGAAGAGGUAAUCCUUAAUUUUUGGGUGUGGCAUAAACAUCCAACUUUAUGUCUCCCAGAAUGAUGAGAAACUUUCCUUUCUGGGAGUCUGCGGUGAUGAGUCACAUUUAAAGUCACAUUACUUGUUCCCUUUUAUGUGCAGAUCCAUUUUUAUAAAGACUCCACUGUUAUGCCACGCACUUAAAAGACUAGAAUGGAUGAUUUUCAACAUCUUUCCUAUACCAAUGCUCUUUCUCAUUUGUUGUAUUUAUUCACCCAAAAUAUAUAUGGAUGCGGAUUUAAAGUAUUCUCCAUGAUCUGUCCGUGAAAAUGUUAACAAUCACUAAUUGAUUACUCAUUAGAAAAGGAUGGAAAAUUUAAUUUGACAACAAAGUACUAUAUACUUUUCACCCCAAUCAUAGAUUUUCUUCAUUAUUAAUGAAACUGAUUAUUGCAUUGCUACUGUACAUUAGAUGUGUAAUUGUUAAAUAGUAACAUGCAGAUGACAUACAAAACAAUAAUCUUUGCAGGCAUAUAACCAUAAUUAUUGACACCUAAACUACCAAACGUGGAAUCGUUGCAACAAGAGAACAGAAAAGUAUUUUUUCCAUUGCUCCAGAGGCACUGAUGUUGCUGGUACGCCAGCAAUAUUGGUGCAACACAACCAGUCUGUUGUUUUUGUAUCUAAAGGUGCUAUGAUUCCUCAUAGAAAGUUCUCAACCUUCAUGACUUUGUUAAGUGGCAGUGUUGCCUACUUUUACCCCUGAAACAGAACUUGGCGAACAGCUGUAUUUCCACCGUGCGCAACAUCUUGACCCAGUGGGUUCACACUACGGCUGGGCGAUAUGGACCUAAAGUCAUAUCCCAAUUUAUUUAGGCUGAAUAUCAAUAUACAAUAUAUUUUCUGGUAUUGUUAUCGCAAAGUGAGAGCAAAUGUUUAGUCACAGUCAAAGCCAAAUAUGGCAUGUCACAAGUAGUUCUAUUUAAACUGGCCGGAUGAAAUUAUGCUCAACUGUUCAAAGAACAAUAAAAUGUAAACAUAAAUACUGUAUAACCACAGGAGCACCUUUUUUUAAUUGGAGCUCCAUAAGAUGCACAUUUAAAUGAAAAAUAUAUCUGAAAUAAAAAUAGCCCAUAAAGUAAAAUAGGCCAAUCUUUUUCUGGAAAAAAAUUAUUUAUAUAAGAAAAGCAUCAACAUUUUGACAACUACAAAUGGCCUAUUAAAAUCAAAAAUAGCAGAUAUUCUUCUUCUAACUAGUCUCUCAGAUGCAAACAAUGACCACUACAAAAUAAUUAAAUAUGACAAACCCUAGUAAGGGCAGCAUUUACAUAUAUAAAGACAGAACCAAAUAAAGUGCUCAGUUUAAGAAAAUUGUUUUUAAACAUAAUUUUGAGAUAACCUUAUCUUAUCUUUCUUAUCUUCUUAACGGUCUCAACCAGUUGCACAAGACUAUGACAGAUUAUGAACUCAGUAAACACAUCCCCCUCUUUCUUUUUUACUUUGAGAAACACUUAGUGCUGUCUUGAGGUAGACAUUAGAGGACAGACAAGUGAGUCCUUCUUUGUUUAACCCAUGAAGACCUGAACCCUGUCUGAGACUCUGAAAUCCUGAGGGCCAUUUUGAGAAGGGCCCCCAGAUCCUGAGGUUUUCUGAAGUGUUGAGGUUUACAAAAAGCUGAUAUCUCAGCCUCUGUAGCAGAUAGAAACAAAAUUCAAAAAGUAUUUGAGAACUUACACACGUGGCUUUCAAGAUAACUAUCUUUUAUUUUUCUGAACCUUCAUCACACUAUUGAAAACCUUGAACAAACAAACUCGAAUGAAGUAAAGCGGCUGUAUAAAUAAAAGUAAAGGCUCUGCACUGGAGAAUAACAAACUAUUUUUAAUAGUUAAAUUCGUAUUGAAUGGACUUUUUAUCAAGACUGCCACUUGUUUUACAGAAAGAAAAAGUGUUGAAAGAGUAUACAGCUGCCCUAGUAUCGUGCCAGUACAAGACCAGCACUAAUAAUUGAAAAAUGAAUAAGUGGCUGACAGUGUGUUCAUCUCUGUGCUCACCCAAAGUCAUGCAACACUCACAGAAAACACAGAUAGUGUUAACCAAAGACCCCAAUAUGAAGAGGUUGUUCACACUGCUGGACACUUCUCCUCCGAAGCUGCUCUCUGCCUCCGUCAGUGUUUACUUUCCUCAUGAAGCACGCGGCAAGAUCCGAGCAUGAAUCCAAGCGCUUUAUUAGCCUAUCAGAGGCAAAACUACAGAAUGUUACAAAAUGACGUAUCCACGCUCCCGGCUUGAAGGAUAGAAAUGCGCAGCGGAAGGUUGGAAGGUUGAAAUAGGUACACGCUUCCCCUGGCUUGAAGGGUAGAAAUAUGUACAUGUACCUGGCUUUCCGAGUAGAAAUGAGCAGCCGCGCUCUCGGCUUGGAAGGUUGAAUUGUGUACAUGCUGUCCUGGUUUAAAUGGGUUAAAGAUUUUGUGCAAGAAACACCAGCCUGUCAACAACAGCAUCUGAUAUCCGUAUAUCAAUAUAUGCGAUAUGGUACCAAUUCCAUAUCUUAUUUAAAAAUAUAUUGAUAUAUAUUUUUAUACCUAUAUAUCGCCCAGCCCUAGUUCACACUGAAACACUUUAAAAUAUUACCCUGAUUGCUGAAAGUAAUAUGAGACAUGCUGUUUAUCUCUGCCUGGGAGAAAAUAAGUUGAAGAUAAGUGUCUGUGAAGUUUUGCAUUUUCAGUCAGUCCAAUCCCUUACCAUGUUUCAUGUAGUCUCUUUUUAUGAACCAAUUUUUUCUUGUCGGGUUUUCUGUUGUAGCUUACAGAUUUGUUUUCAUGUUGUCAUCACCUAGCUCCACUUCUGUCAUCUCUCUCUGCCCAUCUUUGAGUGAAAUUAAUAUUUCCUUCUAUUAAAGAAAAAUUAAAGCCAACAGUGGACAGUUUCCACCCAAGCCUGAAGCAGCAGUUGUUACUUUUCCUCUUUCCUGUUUCAACAAUGCCCGGUGCCCACAGCCAGCUCCCAGUUUAGUUUAAAAGAAGUUGCUAGGCGUCCAUAAAUCCAUGACAGCAACCCCACCCAGAACUUUUAGUCUAAAAGAGGAAGGCAGACUGUGUUCACCAAAUAUCACUUUGUUGUGUUUCCAGGUCCCUUCCACACCACAACAGGAAAUGUAUCAGCUCGCUUUGAGACCAAUAUCACUCCUGCCGGCUGGACCUUCUCCAUCUGGGGUGUUAUUUACACCUGGCUCACCUUGAUGGUCUUAUACCUAACUUCAUAUGUAUUCCGGGGGUAAGCCAACAUUAAACUUAUCCUACUGGACAAUAACUCAUGCAGACAGACCCUUUCUGAUAGUACUCAACAUCAUGACACUGAUAUCUGUCUCUGUUUUAUUAGAUCCUGGGCUCAGAAUCUGCUGCCAUACGCCUUCUAUUUUUGCUGGCUGUGCAACAUGGUGCUAAACAUGAUAUGGCUGGUGCUGUGGGACAGAGAGUAUGUCUUCAACUUUUAUUCAUUACUUGACUGAACUAUAAAAAAAAGCCAGAGCAAUGAAAACCACAUCAGAGUACUGGGGGGUACAAACAGGGAAAUUGUAUAAAGAGGGUCUUCAAAGCCUCUCAGAUGAAACAUGGCUUCUAGACAGAUGUGCGUAUUCGGCACAGAAGUACCACCAUUGUAAGGAGCAGUAUUGAGAAGCAGUUGUUUCAAACCUGUUUUCACUCUUGUGGAGAAAUUUUUAAAGUGAAAAUGACUGUCAGAUUUUGGAGCCUGAUCUGGUUCCUUAACUAUCAUCACAAGUAUGAAGAUGGUUUUUCAUACAGAAGUGCAUCCUUUCUCCUAAGCCCCACCAACAUGAAAGAAUGAACACCACAGACAACAGCUAAAAUUGUGCAGUAUGAGGAACUUUUUAGGUUAAAAAAGUUGUAUAUCUGUUCUGUUUUGUUUUAUUUAUUGCAUUUAGCUGACAACAGCAGCCAUUUUCCUUUAAUAUCAUAUAUUUAAAGAACUUGAUGAACCAUCAUUAAGAAAUAAGACAAAGCUAAAGAUUACAUAAUUGAAAAAAAUCUUCUCCAAAAGGCUCUUAAAUAUAGCUUUGUGUAAAAAGUUCAACGCCAUCUGGCUUGGGUUAAAUUUAUUGAGAAAUGCUUUUGAAAUAUUCAUUCCUUUGGAGAUUUACAAAGAACUCUUGUCUCUCAAAAUAUUGUUCUAAGUUUCUAAAAAGUUCGUACAUAGUUCAUUCACAAAUUUGAUUGUUUGUGAAUCAUCUCGACCUAACAGUAUAUUUGAUUUAAUUAAAGUUUCAUAUAUAAUAUAUAUUCUCAUUUAAAAAUUCAUGUCAACAGCAUGUUUCAAAACUGUUAGGGUAGUGCAGGUGCACCAUUUUUGUUGUUUCACCUGUUCUUGGAAAGUAAAAUAUCCCAUUCUGGCCUGAUGAAGGAUUUCAGUCCUUUCAUUGUAUUUUACAUAAGCAUAAUCAUAUAUAAGUGUACCAGAUGUUUCCAGUGAGGGAUAAAUAGCCCAUGAUGGGACUCUUCUAUUCAAGAGCUGUGUUCCUGUAGUACUUGCAAAAAAUUGGUUUGGUUUCUGCACAACACGUGGUUCCCCAAAAAGAAUAUCAGUUUUUGAUUUGUUGGAGGACAGUUUUCCUCUUCCCCUUAGUCCAUCUUAAAUGGAUUCGGUCCAAAGAAGUCUCUGGUUUUUUUGGGUCAUGUUUAUAUCUGGUUUCCCUUUUGCAUGGCUCAGUUUUAACCUUAUUUGUAGAUCAGUGGCGAUUGCUCUAAGACUGCAAGGGAAGCUCAGCUUCCCUUAAAAUGUCACCCCCCCAAAAAAAGAAAAAGUGGUGAAAUACGUACUGCUGUGUGUACAUUUCAUUAGCUAAAUACGCGCUAGAAAGCCUUCAUCUUUUGUUCAGAAUCAGCUUCUUAUCACACUGUGAUAAGAAGCUGAUUCUGCACAACUUCAUUCUCAUUCAUCCUCGCAGUGCCUCAGCGCUUUAAACAGCCGGACGCUCGGCUUCUGCUGACUUCAAUGUGGAAGCUCAAAGUGGGUUGUUCCAGCAGCGAAACUAGACGCUUAUUGGAUAAAUGCUGGGCUUUGUCCCGCCCAUCGGACGCUCAGCUUCUCUGGAGUCCUAUGGCGAGAGGGCGGUCCCAACUUUCUCCCGGACUCCGAGCUUCUGCAUCCAUGAUUGGAUGAGCUGUCUGAGGCGAAAUCCUUUUUUGAUUGACAGCUAAACAAGCGAAUCAGCGAUCUUGAAGAAUAAAACAUCUACCAGAGCAUUUUCCAAGUUAUUCAUUCCGUUGUUCUUAACUGCUCCAGAGACUUUACCGAUCCUCAGCGACUUUUGUCUUUGUUAAAAACGACUGCCGUUGUGUUUGGCGACUCUAUUCUGUUACAUACAAAUAAACACAAUUAUGAUGUAGGCCAGAAAAAUGAGCUUCCCCUCCUUGAAAGACCAGCAGCCGCCACUGUUGUAGAUGCAGUGAUCGAUUUUGAGCUCAUGCAGUGGAUUCCGCUACAGAGUCCUGUUUGUUUUUUAGGUAGCACUGCCUGAAGAUCUGAAGAUCAGGACCAUCCAGUCUUGGUUUUGGUCCUUGUCCCUUUCGUACAGAGAUUUCUCCAGAUUGUCUGAAUCUUUUAAUGAUAUGAUGUUCUGUAGAUGAUGAAAUCCACUCAUACUUUCACAUUUGACACUCAGGAACAUUAUUCUCUAACUGUUGAUCUAUGAGCUCACACAGUCUCUUACAGUGUGGUAAACCUCUGAGAGAUUCAGCCCCUCUGAAUGUCCUUUUUACACCCAAGUCAUUUUACUAAUGAAGCUUAUUAGUUUGGAAAUGUUCCUCUAGCUGUUUUUGUACCAUUACGUAACUUUCUCUGUUUUUUUUUUUUUGUUUGUUUUUUUUUUAGUUUCUGUCCCAACUUUUUUGAAACAUGCUGUCGGCACAAAAUUUAAAAUCAGCAUAUAUUUUUCAUGAAACAGUUUUUUCUUUUUAAUUCAAUAUUUGACAUGUUUCCUCCACACAAUUAUUUAUAAAGCAAAGACUUUCAAGGAUAAAAAUAAAACAAAAAACAGAUCUGGGGUUUAAUAGAAUUUUUAGAAAACCAAGGUCUGCUGUAUUAACUGUUAAUAACUGAACCAGAUGUUUAGAUGUCAGAAUAUGUGCUAGAAAGGAUCAGUUAACACAGAAAUGAUCAUCAUUGUGAUCCCUCUCCUCUUUUUGUGUUUCAGGGCGAUGCUGGCAGCUUUUGUUGUUUUAAUCAUGAUUGUCAUUUCCAACCACUGUGCUCUGUUCUUCUGCUGCUUCGCCACCGAUUACUACGGACUCUGGUUACAGUCAUACCACCGCAAAGACUUGUUCUGUCUCAGAGCACUGGUAUGCCACAAACUGAAUGUGUUUAAGUGUUUGAGCAAGUGUUAGGUUGACGCUGUCUAAUAAUCUGUUUCUGCCUAUGUGUGGUGCUAAAUGUCUAUAUGCUGAAGAAUUACUUAGAAAUAGCUGCACUGUGAGUAUGGUGUGCCCAUAACAGAAUAAGGCUGGGAUCUGAAAAGGCAUUAUUUAGGCUGUGCAGCAUUAGAGGGAGGACAAGUCUGUGCAGAAAAAAAGGCACACUGGUGCAAGUAAGAGUCAAAAGUUUCUCUUUUAAUAAGUCUGGUUUGAUGUCUGAUGAGUAUCAGGAGGAAAGCAAAGACAAACACUGGUGACACUGCUUUUCCAGAGCUGAAGGUGACUUUGAAAAGCACAUAAUGCUUAAAUGAUUGAUAAUUAACUAUUUUUAAAUUUUCAGUACAACACUACAGAGAAAAAGGAAAAAGUCCAAAUGUUUUCUGGUCCAUUGCGACUGUGUUUUUCAGGAGACCAUAUGACCUUGUAAAAAUAGGACACAAUGCAAUUCAAGUUAAAACAGUGAGCUACAUGGAGGUGCACAAGCUGCAGUGUUAGGAUUAACAGAAGGUCAAACUCAUAAUCCGGUUUAAAAAAAAGGAGGGCUCAUCCCUGUGUUUUUAAAUUUUCACUCAUUCAGGUCCAGAACGGUCUUGCGCUCUAUAACACUUGGACAUCCAUCGCCUCCCUGAUCAACUUCUCUUUGGUGCUCCAGCUGUGGGGUGUGGACAAGAGCACAGCAGCAACAGCCUCUCUGUGUAUCCUGUUUGGAGAGGUGAUGGCAUGGUAAGCUCUAAUUGGACAAGUACAAAUGAUGACUGAUUCUCUCACGUGUUAUAAAAGAAUUCACUUUGACUAUAGACUCCAUGUCUGUUAAUGCAUCAGUUAUAUAAAACAUGGGUGUAACCAACAACACCUGUUGGUCUGUGGAUACCUGUUUGAAGCAUUCAAAUCUGUGCUUUGGCCAUUUCAACUUGAUGUGGCUUCUUUGUUGAAGGCAGAAGUGACCAUACUUUGAGGGAAGCGAGGUAACAGCAAACACUAGAGAUUUAAUGUUGGUUAUUAUGAGCCUAUUAUUAUUUUCUUCAUCAGUGCAAGAGCAGCCCAACAGCUUGACAACAACAUAGUGAUAACAUGAUUACCAUCAAUGUUUUGACUUAUUCCUGCUGCUGGUUUCUGUGUGUAGGUUCAUUCUGGAGAACUGGGUGCUGGACCGCUGGGUGCGUUACAUCCUGACAGUCUACCCUGUGGUGAUUGUGGCUCUGGUUGGAAACAUCCUGAAACAUUUUAACCCGGAUGAUCCAACUCCAAACUCUAUUUUCAUGGGUAAGUUUGACAUAACCAGUCGUGCUAUCUUUGUUUGAGCUUCAGUAAUCAACUAAGUGACUGUGACUAGUAUUACAUCAAAGAUUAAGAUUAAAAAAUCUCACUAGAACUCUGAAAUUACCACUGUAAUCCAUCACCAAUAUUUGUAGUUUUUUUACUUUUUGUGAUGUCAUUGCCAAGAGAAGUUUGAUAAGUUUCACUUCCCAAAAAUUCUUCAAAAAUGUGGAAGGCAUAAACCUGACAUGAUUGUUGAUAAAGUUGUAAAAUUGCAUUAAUAAUUAAAAAAAAGAAAAGAUUUUAGUCUCCUCAGAUUAAUUUGAGAUUACAAACUUGGCCAAAAAUAACCGUAGUGAGGAUUUUCAGUUUCUAAGAUUAGCUCAUUUCUACGAGCAGGUUACAAAGAUGUUCUAAAAUAACAAUAAUCUUAUACAUAUAUAUUUAUUUUUUUAGGUGACCAAAAACACUUUUCAAGUCAGGGUUACCAAGUGCUGAACGAAAAGAAAAAAGAAAGUGAGAACACACAAUAACUAAAGAUUUAGAAGUUAAAAAUAAAACAGUGAUGAUUUAGCAACUUUAAGAGGUAUAGAAGAUAGAAGAAAAGACAAAAGAGAUAAAUAAAUGACAGAAACUGGAGUGUAAAUAGUUUCAUCUGCACUUGAAAAACUGGCAUUUUCCUUAAAGCAUUACUGAAAUCUUUAAGUGAUAUGUUGCCAAUUUUUUAUCUCUUUUAUUUCACUUUUCAUACCAGUCAUAGCAUGGUGACAAAAAAAUGAACCCAUGACUGAAGCUUCAACUUUCUCUGGGGAAAGAAAAAGACAAUUAUUAUUCUUACUUCCGAUCUAUUUAAGGGGGAUUGUACACACAACUGAACAGCAGUCGGUUUGCUGCCUCCUGGAUUUUUACUACCUCAUCUAGACAAUACGCAUAACAUGACAUGAAGGCUCCCAAUGAAUGUACACAAGAAAAGGCAGCCACCUCAGCUUCUGUUGUAGAGAGAAUGAAGGAUUUAUAUAACACAGCUGAUCAAAUGUGUUUGUAUUGGAAGACUUCAUGAAUCUUUUUUUUGCUUGUAAGAAGAAAGUUCUCUUCUUUCUCUUGAAAAAAAGAGGCCAGCAUCAAAGAUACUGACAAAAAUCUGAUCAUUAUUGUUCUUCUAAAUUUCAACAUUUCUUUUUAAAUCCAUAAAAUGACUUUCUUUUCUAAACUUAGAUCAUUUUACUGACUGUUUGAUUUUUCUCUCCUGCUCCUGCUCAGUUGUUCUGCUGGUGUUGGCAUGUGUCCUGCUGAUUUUCCGAGUGUGCUCUGUCAUCUGGAGGAACUACUGGCGGCCUGUCCUCUCCCCCGGCUCUGCCCGGCUGAUGGUUUCACCUCUCGACAGCAGAAAAUUCAGGAUGUUCUAUUAA